AGACCAGUCCGAAUGACUGGUUGUUAACUGCGCCAAAUGGCAGCCUAUAUAGAACACCCGAGUAACAAUGCUUGAUCACGGGCAUCUUUGCAGUGCUUUGCUCGAGGCACAUUGCAGCAUCACUGGAAAUCGAUCGAUCUUAACGAACGGAAUGGCGUCGCUCGUCAAUGCCACCGCCGCUCUCCAAGACGAAGGCCCGGCCAGCAACACCAUCCGCGCCACCUUAACCAUCGCCCUGGUGGCAGCGGUGAUCGCGUGGUGGGCGAUCGCCAAGAGCCGCUAUGGUCUCAAGAAUCUCCCGCCGGGUCCGCGAGGCCUCCCGAUCAUCGGCCACUUCCAUCUCAUCGGCCGCCUCCCACACGUCUCGCUCCAGCAGCUCUCCGCCAACUUUGGCCCGCUCAUGUCCCUGCGCUUUGGCUUCGUCCCGGUGGUGGUGGUCUCCAGCCCCGCCAUGGCGCGCGAGUUCCUCAAGACCCACGACACCGCAUUCGCGGAUCGCCCCUACAAGAUCGCCGCGAACUUCAUCUUCUACGGGCAGCGCAGCAUCUCCUGGUCCUCGUACGGCGAUCACUUCAAGAAGGCGCGCAAGCUCUGCGCCACCGAGCUCUUCACCGCGCGCCGCGUCACCUCCUUCACGCACAUCAUCCGGGACGAGCUCUGGAAGCUCAGCGGGGAGCUCCGCGCGGCGUCGGCGAGCGGCGAGGUUGUCAAGCUCCGGAGGUGUCUCCGAGGCCUGAGCUUCAACCUCAUGACCCGGAUCCUGAUGAAGAAGGUCUACUUCGGCCCCGGCGCCUCCACCGACGAGAGCGCGCUGCAGGAGGCCAAGGAAUUCGUCAACAUCAUCGACAGCGUGCUCACCGUGGGCGGCGCCUUCGCCAUCACCGAUUUCUUCCCCGGGACGAAGUGGCUCGACUGGACCGUCCCUGCCGCCAAGGCCGCCAGCGACAAGCUCGAUAGCUUCCUCACCAAAGUUCUCGACGAGCAGCGCCCCGGCGAGGUCCCCGAUUUCGUGGCCCUCACGAAGUCAUACUUCGAUGGCCCCGACCAGAUGAAAUACACCAAGGCACUCCUUGUGGACAUGUUUCUGGGAGGAUCUGAAACGUCAUCCACAGUCGUGGAGUGGGCUAUGGCGGAGCUCCUCCACUAUCCCAAAGUCAUCGCCAAGGCACAGGAAGAGCUCGAGAGAGUUGUGGGACGAGAGCGCAUGAUCGAGGAGUCGGACUUGCCCAAGCUCGAGUACUUUAACGCCGUGACCAAGGAGGUGUUUCGGCUCCAUCCCCCGCUCACCAUGAUGGUCCCUCACACCACCGCUCAAAACCAGAAAGUCGCGGGCUACGACAUCGCCAAGAACUCGAUGAUCUUCGUCAAUGUCUUCGCCAUCGGCCGCGACCCGAGCGUGUGGAGCAAUCCCCUCGAGUUCAACCCCGACAGAUUCAUGGGCACGAGCUUCAACGUGCACGGCCACGACUUCGAGCUCCUCCCGUUUGGAUCCGGCAAGCGGGGAUGCCCGGGCCUUCCACUCGGCCUCCGCAACGUCCAGCUCGUUCUCUCCAACUUGCUCCACGGAUUCGACUGGAGCUACGCGGGCGACAUCGAGAAGCACCAGAUGACCGAGGCUAUGGCGGUGGUCAACUUCAUGGAGCACCCGAUUAACGUGAGAGUGUCGGCGCGCCUCGAGGAUGCCACAUACAAAACGCUGUCAAUCAAUACAUAGUCAAUCGCGCUGCAACGAAUAUAAAAAUCUCCAGCCAUUACUCUCACGACCGGUAAUAAAAUACCCUAUCUAGA
Messenger RNA from Selaginella moellendorffii, 1788 nucleotides. RefSeq names its product cytochrome P450 71A1. The record is from RefSeq and is a predicted model, not a curated record. Lineage: Eukaryota; Viridiplantae; Streptophyta; Lycopodiopsida; Selaginellales; Selaginellaceae. The transcript is spliced from 2 exons. The coding region runs from base 68 to 1714 and encodes 548 amino acids. Gene Ontology annotation, molecular function: heme binding; iron ion binding; oxidoreductase activity, acting on paired donors, with incorporation or reduction of molecular oxygen.